AUGGACAAUGACCGCCGGCCACGGCAUACUCCCUCAGGUUACGCGAGCCAGCAAGGCACGCUCCUUCCACCACAGGCGUCGUAUCCAGUGGUAAGCGCACCCGAUCGCUUCAGGCAGCCGCCCUUGACAGCUCCUGCCCCACCUACCUCCGUCCCCUCUUCCGGAAGUCGCGCCAGCUCUCAGGGUUACGGUUACGCUUACGGUGAAGGUGCACAGUUUGGCUCAUCGAUUCAAGCAUCCCCCGUAGCCUAUGCCACCCAGGACUAUGCUGCCGAACAGCAACAACAGGCUCAGCGUGCACCCCAGCAGUACUCGCCCUACGGCCAGAACAUAAUGUACAGCGUGCCCGGCGCCCAGGCUUCGGCGCAAGCCUCGUCGCAGUAUGAGCCUGUGGAACAAUACCAGCAGAAUAGGGACUCGGCUAUACAGGUCCUGAGCACCGGCUUUGGCGUGGCACAACCGCAGUACUAUGAGAGUGGGCCCACGAGCGCACCUACCUCUGCCAUCGCGGCGCAAAACGUUCCUUCUCAGUAUCCUUCGUUAGGUUAUUCAGCACCGCAAGCCCAGGUCGGCCGAGAAGCACUUGCGCCCGCCUACUCUGCCGCUGGCAUGACGGACCCCCAUCAGGCGCCCUCUCAAGGGGCCUACUCCCAGGGCAACUACAGCGAGCCCCAGCCAAACAGUGGCAAUGAGUACGACGACUUCUACAGAAACUACCAGAACGAGCUCAAGAAGACAUUUGAGCAUGUACGUGACGGCCGCCUUAGCGAAGCCGGAACACUGCUCUUUAGAAUGUCCGACUGGCUAUUGCACUGGGCUGAGACGCUGGGUAAGUUCUCUGGUGCCCACAGUAUCGAGCGAGCAGCUGAGUUGACCGCAGCAGGCCUAGUACGCGACGACGAAACCUACUACCAGCAGCGUCUGCAGUUGUGGGAAGAAUUCAACACCUGCUGGCUCACUACACUGCAAAAGCAGAAGACCAUGACGCAGGAAAUGACCACAACGGGCCAGCGACCACAACCGCCAAAAUCGUUGAUCGACUAUGAGUUUCUUGAGAAGAUGGGCACCCAACUCGUCAAGAAUUGCGACGCCAUGGAGAAGCACGGUCUUGUCGACUACCAAAUGGGUGUAUGGGAAGAGGAAAUCGUAGCGAGUCAGUACCACAUCGUGUCUGCUCUCCAAGCACCCUGCUAA
Molecule: messenger RNA, 1194 nt
Organism: Alternaria arborescens
Lineage: Eukaryota; Fungi; Ascomycota; Dothideomycetes; Pleosporales; Pleosporaceae
Exons: 1
Coding region: 1-1194 (397 amino acids)
Source: RefSeq, a predicted model, not a curated record